Prorocentrum cordatum is the source of this 756-nucleotide messenger RNA. Lineage: Eukaryota; Dinophyceae; Prorocentrales; Prorocentraceae. The record is from the annotation of a GenBank genome assembly.
CCGCAAGUGCUACUUUUUCAACAUUCCGGCCCCCAACCUCGUCGGACAACAUCAGCUUGCAGUGAUUACUCCCCUGAAUCCUAAAAGUAACUGCCGCUCGCCAGGGAUUGAAACGAGUGAAGGGACGCCGUCAGGGAAGAACACUUGAUACCUUGACGGCAGCAGGCGGACGUGGAGGUGGGAGGCAAGCGCCGGCGAAGGGCGCACGCCUCGACAUUCGGAAAACUCGUGCGGGUCCCCCUCUCUGAUGCGACGCGGUGCGGACAAGAAAUGAAGCUUCAGAAUCUAUGAAACUAUGCCAUCCGCGACGGCGAGGACGACGCGUCGUCAUCGAUGCGGGGGGCAGUGGCGGCUGCGGCGACCCCAAGCGCAGCCUACGCCCCCCCCCGGCCAGUGCACGAGAAGGAUCGACGAGACAGGAGUAUCGACGAGGGGGGGAGGAGGAAGAGCAGCAGGAGGGCUGCCUCACUUGGCCUUCGCUGUGCUCGCAACCUUAUUCUCCUUCGUUGCCUUGGCCGCCUGGGCCUUCUUCUUCUUGGCCUGGGUCUCCGCCGCCUUAGCCUUGAGCUUGGCAGCCUUGGCCUUUUUCUUGUCCGCCGCGGCCGCCUUCUGUGCGGCCUUCUUCUCCGCGGCAGCGGCCUUCUUGGCCUUUAGCGCGUCCUUCUUCUUCUGGGCGGCCGCCUUCUUCUUUUCUACCUCGGCCUUCCUCUUGAGCGCCGCGGCCUCCCUGGCGGCCUUCCUCUCCUCGAGCUUCUC